This is a messenger RNA of Loxodonta africana (African savanna elephant), 16603 nucleotides long. RefSeq names its product ALG6 alpha-1,3-glucosyltransferase (gene ALG6). The transcript is spliced from 15 exons. The record is from RefSeq and is a predicted model, not a curated record. NCBI's taxonomy places the organism in Eukaryota, Metazoa, Chordata, Mammalia, Proboscidea, Elephantidae. Gene Ontology annotation, cellular component: endoplasmic reticulum membrane. Gene Ontology annotation, biological process: protein N-linked glycosylation. The coding region runs from base 892 to 2259 and encodes 455 amino acids. Gene Ontology annotation, molecular function: dolichyl pyrophosphate Man9GlcNAc2 alpha-1,3-glucosyltransferase activity.
GGAAGCCUCGGGGUGCUGGCGCUCCUGGCCUGUAUGGGGGAGAGACUAGGGUCUCCUGGAGCUUAGAGGCUGCUCGUCGCCGCGCCUCGAGCCGGCUAGGAGCUGGCGACCGGGCUCCCAGCUCCGCCGCACUCACGGGGACGCGUGGCGAGGCCUCCUCAGCGCAGUGUGCAGGGGUCGCUUGAGGGUCGGGUGAGAGGAUUUGGUGAUCGUGGGACCCCUUGGCUGGGGCGUCCUUGGCACUUUUGCUUCUGUGGUCCUGAGGAUCUGGCCCUGUAGAGCCAGGGAGGAGAAAUGUCAGGAGGAGUCUCUCUUGCCAGAUGUGCAGGCUAGGAUAGGUGCACUUCCCAGUUUUGUGUCCACUGUGGCCAGGGACACAUUACCCCUUUAGCAAGGUUAGCACGUGCUUAGGGCAUCAACGGAACAGGGGCACCAGUUGUCCAAAGCAAAGACCCAUAGAUGCCAGGCAGAUAGGACACAAGGAAAAGUGAGCGCCACAGUGGAAGGGAACCAGUGGGGCACUAACUGAAACUGAUACCAGCUCGAGUGCAUGAGAAUGUGCUGGCGGGAAAUAAAGCUCAUGCAAGGUCAUGAGGGUGCCCACAUGAAAGGUUGUUUAAGCUAUGAGGCCCCUACCACUUCAUCACCUUUGGUGAGAUCUGCCUCCUGUGGUCCCCUCCUGUGUAAUUGAAACUCCUUAUCUUGGCUCCUACUUCAUAGACUUAAACAUCAGCUUUUAACUGUUUAAAAACGAGGAAUCACUUAAAAGCCUCUCAAACUCCUAAUUCCAAAGAAGUGAUAAUAUUUCUCUAAUCAAGGAAAGAAGACUUUGAAUUAAAAGUAUUCCGGCACUGAUCCUGUUUUUUCCUUCUCUAAAUCAGAAGAACAACAAUGGAGAAAUGGUACCUGAUGCCUGUAGUGGUCUUAAUAGGACUAACAGUACGGUGGACAGUUUCUCUUAAUUCUUACUCAGGUGCUGGAAAACCCCCUAUGUUUGGUGAUUAUGAAGCGCAGAGACACUGGCAAGAAAUUACUUUUAAUUUACCAGUCAGACAAUGGUAUUUUAACACCAGUGAUAACAAUUUACAGUAUUGGGGGCUGGAUUACCCACCUCUUACAGCUUAUCAUAGUCUCUUAUGUGCAUAUGUGGCAGAGUUUAUAAAUCCAGACUGGAUUGCUCUCCAUACAUCACGUGGAUAUGAGAGUCAGGCACAUAAGCUCUUCAUGCGUGCAACAGUUUUUAUUGCUGAUGUGCUGAUUUACAUACCUGCAGUGAUUUUGUACUGUUGCUGCUUAAAAGAAACUUCAACUAAGAGAAAGAUUACUAAUGUAUUGUGCAUAUUGCUAUAUCCUGGCCUUAUUCUUAUCGACUAUGGACAUUUUCAAUAUAACUCUGUGAGUCUUGGCUUUGCUUUGUGGGGUGUUCUUGGCGUAUCUUGUGACUGGGACCUGCUAGGGUCACUGGCAUUUUGUUUAGCUGUAAAUUAUAAACAGAUGGAACUUUACCACUCCUUGCCAUUUUUUUGCUUUUUACUUGGCAAGUGUUUUAAAAAAGGCCUGAAAGGAAAGGGGUUUGUGUUGUUAAUUAAGCUAGCGUGUACUGUUGUGGCUUCCUUCCUUCUCUGCUGGCUGCCAUUCUUUGCAGAAAGAGAACAAACCCUGCAGGUUCUAAGAAGACUUUUCCCCGUUGAUCGUGGAUUAUUUGAGGAUAAAGUAGCCAAUAUUUGGUGCAGCUUCAAUGUCUUUCUGAAGAUUAAGGAUAUUUUGCCACGUCACAGCCAGGUAAUAAUCAGCUUUUGUUUUACAUUUUUGAGCCUGCUUCCUGCAUGUAUAAAAUUAACACUUCAGCCCUCUCCCAAAGGAUUCAGAUUCACUCUGGUUAGCUGUGCUCUAUCAUUUUUUUUAUUUUCUUUCCAAGUACAUGAAAAAUCCAUUCUCUUGGUAUCACUACCAGUCUGCUUAGUUUUAAAUGAAAUUCCUUUUAUAUCGACUUGGUUUUUACUUGUGUCAACAUUUAGUAUGCUACCUCUUUUAUUGAAAGAUGAACUUUUGAUGCCCUCGGUUGUGACAGUGAUGGCAUUUUUUAUAGCUUGUGCUACCUCUUUUUCAAUAUUUGAAAAGAUUUCUGAAGAAGAACUGCGGCUGCAAUCCUUUUCUGUUUCUGUUAGGAAGUAUCUUCCAUGUUUUACAUUUCUUCCCAGAAUUAUACAACAUUUGUCUUCUAUGCAGGAUUCACCUUCACAAAUAAUUGUCAUAUGAUGACUUUGACACAACAGCCUUCACCUUAUGUGAAGAUUGAUUUUGAAGGGGCUACUUCUGAGAGUUUUAAACUUAACAUGACCUACUGAAAACACCAAAUCUACAUGCCUUUUGUCGGUAAGCCUAAAGGGCCUUUCAGCAGGUGUUUCCUCCAACAGCUGCCAAAAAAAGAAAAGGCAGCAUUUACUAUGACAGAUUCCUAUUUAGAACUGUGUUCCUCUGAGGACUCCUAGUGGUGGUAGAGGGUCUUGGCUGCUUGGCUUUAGGACCCUGCUCAUUAGCAAUGAGUUGGUUCCCAUUCAUAGCAACCCCAUAGGACAGAGUAGAACUGCCCCAUAGGGUUUCCAAGGCUGUAAUCUUCACGGAAGGAGACUGCCACAUCUUUCUCCCAUGGAGUGGCUAGUGGGUCCGAGCUGCUACGUUUUGGUUAGCAGCAGAGCACUUUAACCACUGUGCCAUCAGGGCUCCUUUUAGGACCUUAGCGUCCUAAUAAGAAAGCUGCCAUUGGCAACUGAUGGCAUACAUUCUACUAGGGCAUGUGGACCAUUCGCGUCUGAGAUACCCGUUCUUUGCUUACAGCAGCAGCUUUGAAGGAUAGUUCCUGUUGGGCCCCUGUCUUUCCCUAUUUGUAAGAAUUCACAUAUAUUCUUCUUCCUCCUAGGAGAAGAAACGUUGUCAACUUGACAACCAACUUUUGCCAACUCCUGUUUUAGUCCAGACUGUAUCAUUACACAUUUUAAGCACUCUAGGGUUCAGUUAAGUGAACCUUAAGGAAUCUUGGUGCUGCGACAGUUAUGUGCUUGACUGCUAACUGAAAGGUUGGGGGUUUGAACCCAAAAGCCGUUCUGUGGGAGAAAAGACCUGGUGAUCUGCUCCUGUAAAGAUUACAACCUAGAAAACCCUAUGAGGCAGUUCUACUCUGAGUUGAAAUCAAUUAGAUGGCACACAGCAACAACAACAGGGUUCACUUAAUAUCCUUCUAAGUUACUGAUACACAGUUACCAGAACUAAUGACAAUAAAUAGGAAGGAAAGACUAUGAGUAAUUAAAUACUGCAGGGUAGCUGAAGGAGCCCUGGUGGCACAGUGCUUAAAGUGCUCGGCUGCCAACCACAAGGUCAGUGGUUCAAACCCACCAAUGUCUCCACAGGAGAAAGAUGUGGCAGUUUGCUUCCAUAAAGAUAACAGCCCUGGAAACUUUGUGGGGUCAGUUCUACUCUGUCCUAUAGGGUUGCUAUGAGUCAGAAUUGACCCAAUGGCAAUGGGUUUUUAUGGGGCAGCUAUUUUGUAUAAUCUCACCAGGUAAAUAUCAGUCCCAUUUUAGAAUCAAGGCUUAGGGGAAUCAAGUACCUUGUUUAAGGUCACAUAGCUAAAUGGGUACUAGAGUUGGUGCUGGACAUCUAAUUCUAAAUCCCAUUCUCUUUUACAAUGCCAGGCCCUGCAAAGAUUAUGGCUGCAAGGGAAUUCUGUUAAAAAGGAUCCUAAGGUCAAAUUCAGGGUUUAGCAAAAAAGAAGAAAUACUUUGAUCGAUGUGAUGUAUGUCACAGCACAAAGGAGGGAGUAGCAACCUGUUUUUUGUUGCCAUGCUGUUCUUAAGAACAUCCCACAAAACAAAUUGGAUGCAAUUUAGAUACAGUUAUACAGUUCAUAAACAGUUUGGUAGGCUUCAUCCUUUGUAUAGCAACAAUAUUAUUUUCUAAAACACAUUUUGGAUUGUUACUUCCCUCAUAAUCUUCACUAGCCUACCUUUACCUAAUGAAUGUCCUGAUCUACCUUUCUAUUAUCCUCCUUCUCUGCCUGUUUUGUCCCUAUUGUCUACCUAGCAUGUUUUACACAGCCCAUCAAAAUUACCCAUAUUUCAAAUUCCAGCUUUCUAGAAAAUAGUACAAGACUUCCAUUUACUGGAUGACUCCUUCAGAGCUCAUGUACAGUUGAAUAAUUAGAACUGAUGUUAAAAUCAUGAACCCUUAAAUAAUCACCUAACCUGGGGUUAUCUAUGCCUGCUGUGAAUUCCUAUAAUACUGCUUAUUUUUCAUUUGGUACGUACAGUAAUUUUUAUACUUCUCAGUCCAUAGGAGAACAUUUCUGUCAAUUCUUCCUCUCUUCAAACCCCACGGAAGAGUAACAAAUUUGACUGGUCAAAGUCCAGAACAUACACCGGUAUACAUCUUACUAGUAAUAUUACAGGCCACAACUCUUACACAGUACUCUUUGCAUGCUAUUUAGUUUCCCUUUCACUGCCUACUCUCAAGUGCAGUGUGCCGUGGUGCUUGCUAAUUCCAUGUGGUAAGGAGACCAGCCCAUUCUACCUCUUUGCCCUGUAACCAGGCACAUAAGGUCUGUGUCUUCAUAGCUGUAUAGGCACAGGGACUUGGGGUUUGUUUCAGAGAUCAGCUUUCUCCUCAGGUUCAGGAGAACACACAAGAUUCAUGAUUUAGGUUCAUGGUGGGUGACAGGAGGUCCUAUUUCUGCCUCCGGAACACUACAUUAAUUACCCAAACUUCUACCAGAGGUUUUGUCAUGUUGAAGGUUAUCAAUUCCUCCAAUAAUCACUAAUAAAGUUGAUGUGCUGAUCUUCAUUGGACUCAUAAUCUUUGUUUGUAUUCACUAUUGGCCAGAAUCCAGGUAAGAAUAAGGGCCUGAACUUGCGUAACUUAUCACAGCCUGCCUUAUUUUGUAUGUAUAUAAUAUAAACCUUGUGUCCUCAGAUUAUAAGAUGUUAAAAGGUUGGCAUUAUCUAUAGUGUUUUAUUCAUAGUAAACGUCAUACUUUUGUUAACCAAGUGAUUUGUCCCUAUUGUUCCUAGAUAAAGCAUCCCAGACUUUUGCUAUCCUGUUAACAUUAGCCAAACUCAUGCAUUUUCUUUCCGCCCCUUUUGAUGAUCUUAACACACUGGGUUGCUGUCUAUUCUGUCUUAUCCUAACACUGUUUAGUGAAGGCUUUGCCUUUUAAAGGCUCUGGGAGUGAGUUUGUGUGGGCUGGUUCCCUCCACUGAACAAUACAUACAGGUCAGGAGGAAUAAUCACUGAUGUGGGAGGGAGGGCAGGAGCUGGUGUGCAGAUAGGGAAGUUGGUCACAGUGGUAUCAGGAGUUCUAUGUCACAGGUUUCUAGGGCUGAGGACAAAACCAGGGACUUAAAUACCCUCCCUUAUUCAUACCAGGUGGGCAGCUAUAACAGACACAUACAAAAGCAGGGCAAUGAGGGAACAUGGAGGAGAGGGAUUUGGGAGGCUAGUAUGAGGUGGACUAUAAGCAAGUUUUGAAGGAUGGGUAAAAUUGUCACAAUUGACAAUGGGGAGAAAGGCAUGCCAGGCAGAGGAGACGAGCAAAGGUGAGGAAGUGGGAAAGGCAAGCUGUGUCUAGGGAAUGGCAAGUAAUCUGGAAUGACUAAGGCACAACAGGGAGAUAGUGGAAAGGUAAGCUGUGGUCAGAUCAGGUAAAAGUACUGAAUUUGUCUAAAUUUCGGUUUUAUUGUGAAUAUGAUCAAGUCAAAGAUUUCAUUUUACUUGGAUCCAUAAUCAACGUCCAUGGAAGCAGCAGUCAGGAAAUCAGACGACAUACUGCACUGGGCAAAUCUGCUGCGAAAGACCUCUUUAAAGUGUUAAAAAGCAAAAAUAUCACUUUGAGGACUAAGGUGCACCUGACCCAAGCCCUGGGUUGUCUCAUAUGCAUGCGAAAGCUGGACAGUGAAUAAGGAAGACUGAAGAAUUGAUGCCUUGUUGGCAAAGAGUAUUGAAUAUACCAUGGACCGCCAGAAAACGAACAAAUCUGUCUUAAAAGAAGUACAAGCCAGACUGCUCCUAAGAAGUGAGAAUGGUAAGACUUCAUCUCACAUACUUUGGACAUGUUAUCAGGAGGGACCAGUACCUGGAGAAAGACAUCAUUGCUUGGUAAAGUAGAGGGUCAGUGAAAAGAGGGAGACCUUCGGUGAGAUGGACUGACGCAGUGGCUACAACAACAGGCUCAAACACAAUGAUUGUGAAGAUGGCACAGGAUAGGGCAGUGUUUGUUUUCUGCUGUUGUACAUAGGGUUGAUAUGACUCAGAACCGACUGGACGGCACCUAACAACAACAUGAUGGAGUGAUACCUUUGAAAGAUUUGUCCAGAACUCUAGAGUUGGACAAGCUGUAGGGGAAAGGGACCAAAGGACAGAGAGGCAGGUUACAACAGGGAUGAUGAUAAUCUGGGUGAGAGGUAAUGAAGGAAGAAAUAGUGGAAAGUAGAUUCCUACUGUGUGGUGGUUAAGAGCAUGAGCUCUGGCACCAGACUACUCAGGUUAGUAUCCUGGCUCUCUGGGGCAAGGUGCUUAACCUUUGUGCCUUAAUUUUUUCACCUAUAAAAUAUAGUACCUGUCUCUACCUCACAUUGGGAAGCCCUGGUGGUGUACUGGUUAAGUGCUACGGCUGCUAACCAAAGGGUCAGCUGUUCGAAUCCGCCAGGUGCUCCUUGGAAACUCUAUGGGGCAGCUCUACUCCGUCCUUUAGGAUCUCUAUGAGUUGGAAUCGACUCGAUGGCACUGGGUUUGGUUUGGUUUUUUUCUACCUCACAUAAGUUGGUGGGAAGAUUAAACGGGAUAUGUAUAAAGUGCUUCUAACAGUGCCUGGCACAUCUAAAGUGCUAAAAAAAAAAGUUAGCUAUUAUAAGGUUAUUAUUUAUGUGUACAACAGAAUGAAGAUUUUAAUGCAUAAAAGUGAUAAUUUUCUAUAUAUUUUAAGAUGCUUUGCAAAUAUUUUGAGUACAUAUAAUUUGUUAGGAAGCUAAUAUUAUUGAGAUAUUCCAAACAACUGUAUUUUCAAGAUAGAAUAUAAUUCUUUCCUUUUGCUAUAAUUUUUUUCUAAGAGAUAGUACACAGUAUCUGGUUAGCUUCUAAGAAUCUUAAUUAAUAUUGAUGUCACUAAGUAUUCUUUGAUAAUGUGAACCUUCAGUUACAGGUAUAAAACCCACAGCCGUCAAGUCAAUUCUGAUUCAUAGUGAUCCUAUGGUACAGAGCAGAACUGCCCCAUAGGGUUGCUAAGGCUGUAAUCUUUAUAGAAGCUGACUGCCACAUCUUUCUCACACGGAACAACUGAUGGGUUCGAACCGUCAACCUUAUGCUUAGCAGCUGAGUGCUUAACCACUGUACCACCAGGGCUCCAGUUACAAGUAUAUGAAACACUAAUCACAUAAGAUUAAUGCUUCUAGCUAAUAUGUUUUUGGGUAAUAUGUUAUAAUAAGCUAUUCAUAAACAUUGUUUUUAUUUGUAUUGUUGAGCCUAUAGGAACUGUUUUGAAGGAAAGGUACAAUUAUUUAAUUAAAUUGUUUAAUAUUUUUUUACUUAUCAAUUUAGCGUAUUUCCAAAUUUAACAGACUUAUAUCUUGUUCAGUUAGAUGUGUCCUAAAAUUACUGAGCUUUAUCUGUUUAUACUAAAGGUGCUCUUUAUACUCAGUUGGAGUUCUGGUGGCGCAGCUGUUAAGAGCCAUGGCUACUAGCCAAAAGGCUGGCAGUUUGAAUCCACCAGCCACUCCUUGGAAACCCCACAGGACAGUUCUAACUCUGUCCUAUAGGGUCACUAUGACUCAGAAUUGACUCCACAGCAACGGGUUUAGUUUUUCUUUUUUUUAUACUCAGUUAAAAAUACGCCCUCUCUGACUUUUAAAGCUAGCCUGGUCAGCUCAAUGGUGUGUUUUUCCUUUUUUUUGUUUUUGAACAUUUUAUUGUGUUUUAGGCAAAAGUUUACACAGCAAAUGAGUUUCCUGUUCAACAAUUCAUACAGAUUGUUCUGUGACGUUGGUUACAAUCCCUGCAACGUGUCAGCACUCUUCACCACCCAUUUCCAUCCACCCAGUUUUCCCGCCCCUCCUUGCCUUCUCAUCUUUGUUUUUGGGCAAAUGCUGCCCAUUUGGUCUCAUAUAGUUGACUGUUCUAAGGAGCACAUUCCUCACGGGUGUUAUUUUAUAGGCCAAUCUAUUAUUUGGCUAAAAGUGACCUCUAGGAGUAGCUUCAGUUCCAAAUUAAAAGGGCAAUAGUCUCGGGGAUUCUCCAGUCUCUAUCAGCCCAGUAUAAGUCUGGUCUUUUUUUAUGAAUUUGAAUUUUGUUCUACAUUUUUAUCUCAUUCUAACCAGGACCUUCAAUUGUGUCCCUGGUCAGAGUGGUCAGUAGCAGUAGCUAGGUACCACCUAACUCUUCUAGUCUCAGGCUAGGGGAUGCUGUGGUUCAUAUGGGCCCUUAGUCCUGUGAACUAAUUGUUUCUUUGAGUCUUUGGUUUCCUUCACUCUCCUUUAUUCCAAAUGGGAGGAGACCAAUCUGUCUUAGAUGGCCAAUUGCAAGCUUUUAAGACCUAGACACUACUUACCAAAUUAGGAUGUAGAACAUUACAAACUAUGUUAUGCCACUUAGUCUAGAUGUCCCCUAAGACUAUGGUCCUGGGCCUUCAAACCCAGUAACUCAGUCCUACGAGGUAUUUGGAUGUGUCUAAGAAGUUUCCUUAACUGUGCCCCCUAUGUGCUCUAUUAUAUAUAUGAAUAUAUAUGCAGCAAUACAAAUAUGUAUAUACGAAUGCCCACAACUAUACCUAUAUAUGCACACACAUGUACUCCCAUUCUCCCUCUUACACCUAUAUUGCAUACAUACCUACCUAAGUAAUCACUCACAAAUUUUUGGUUGUUAUUACUGUUGUUGCAGAACUAUAUAUGUUACAGCAUUUACCGCGGUUCUUGCAUACCACUCAGUAUCUCAUUUACCUUGGUCACGCUGUGCUGACUUCCCCCAUACUGUGUCCUGCCUUUCCCUUCACCAGAAUUAACACUCGUCUACUACUAUGUAGUGAUUCUCCUUCCUUCCCCCUCCUAUCCCUGGUAACCAUCAAAGAAUGUUGCUUUCUGUGUGUAAACCUGUUCUUGACUUUUUACAAAAUGGUAUCAUAUAUUUUUCCUUUUGUGAUUGGCUUAUUUCACUCAGCAUAAUGUCCUCCAGAUUCAUCCAUGUUAGAAGAUGUUUCACGGGCUCAUCAUUAUUCUUUAUCGUUUGGUGUUCUUUUUUAGUCAGACUCUAACUCAUUGAUUAGACAGAUCCUGUCAUUUUUUUUUUUUCUUGUCAGAGAGCCCUGCUAUUUGUAAGAAGAGAUUAAAUUUCAACUAAAGCUCCAAAAGUCAUGUCCCUAUUUUGUUUUUGAAAAGACAGUACCAAAUCUGAUAACGUAAAUAAUGUUUUGCUCCCACCUGAACAAAAACAAUGAAAUUUAACAAAGCUAAUUUUUUUUUUUUUAAACUUAAUUAGAAAGGUGAAACAGUACCUCAGUUCAAACUGGCUUUAAGGAAUUCAUAGCUGUCAAAGUGACGUAAUUCUAUAUGGAAGAAGAAAGGUUUUGUUUUACAAAACAGUUCAAAUUGUCACAGUAUAUAAUGCAGAAUAACUGUUGAAUCACAAUGAAAUUAAGAUAACUUAAAUGUAAAGGUAUAUUUUACAUUGUAAAUAGCAGCUUUGGGGCUAUAAAUUUUUGUUUCAAGAUCCUACUAUUUUGCCUGAUGCCUGUUUCAGAACGCAUACUUGUAAAUUUAGUAUGAAAACUGCCAAGAAAUAUAUUAUUAUGAUGUAUGCCUACUGCCAUAUUAGUAUACUCUUUAUGCUUUAUUACAAUUAUUUGUCUUUUGUGCUAGAUUCUGUACUCCUAGGGCAAGACUGUAUCUCUCUUACCAGUGUGUCCCCAAUGUGAGAAUACUGCCUAGAUCAUAGUAGAUAUUCAGUAAAUAUUAAUGAACAAAUAAAUGAAUAAACACACUUGAGAUGUGUAACGAGAUAGAAAAUUUAUAAGUAUGUGAAAAUAUUUAGAUAAUUUCUUUAAAAAAUUCUUGUACUGGCCAUUUGUUUUCAUUUAUGCACUCAUUCAAUGAACACGCCUGUGGACCUUCCAUCCUAGGCUUUGGGCUACAAUAUAGAGAUGAAUAAGACUUUUUUUUUUUCACCCACAAAGAAGCUCAGGAAGAGCUCUGUAAAAAGACAAUUACAACACGCUCAAUAUUUAUAAAUAUUCUGACAAAUGUAGGAACCUACAAGAUGAAGCAAUUUAGCUUUGUCUAGGAGAGCUGGCCACCACCUUUCUGUUAGUUUGUCGUACUGUGAUGGUUUAUAUGUUGCUAUGAUGCUGGAAGCUAUGCCACCAGUAUUUCAAAUACCAGCAGGGUCACUUAUGAUGGACAGGUUGUGGCGGAGCUUCCACACUAAGACAGACUACCAAGAAGGGCCUUGUGAUCUACUUCAGAAAAGUAGCCAAUGAAAACAUCGUGGAUCACAAGACAGUGCCCAACUCUUUUGCUGUGGACACAACAUUGGGAGGAAUCAACUGCUGGAGAACAACAUCAUGUUUGGUGAAGUAGAGGGCCAGUGAGGGUGAGGGGGCACCUCAGUGACAUGCACUGGCACAGCAGCUGCAAUGACAAUGACGGACUCACACAUGGCAGCAAUUGUGAGGAUGCCAUAGGACUGGGCAAAGUUUUGUCCUAUUGUACGUAAGGUUACCAUGAGUCAGAAUCAACUUGAUGAGCUAGGUAGAAGAGCUGGGGACAGGUUCACAGAAGAUCUGACAUUUCCCGUUGACCUGAAAGGGCCAGCAGGAGUUUGCUCGACAGAAAAAACAGCGAUCUGCUAUGAGUUGGAGGAAUCGACUAGAGGGCACUGGGUAGAUAGAGGAAAAAGCACUAGAGAGGCCUGGCAUCCUGAAGGAGAUUCCUGGGGGCUGAAGCCCAGUGUGAACAGUGUGAAUAACAAUGACCAUCUUCCGCCUAACUGAGGUCUCAGCUGCAAGAAAAAUCACCUAAUACUCAUUACAAAAGCCUUGCUUUUUAACUAUAUUUUUACAUAAUUAUAAAUAUCUGCUUUAUGAUUAUUUAUGUCUUUAAAAUAUAUAAACCACUUCCGUAAAGAAUUUAUUUAACCCUUUUUUGGGGGGCUUUUUUUUUUUGACUACUCAGUUAAAAUGGGGGAAAAAAAUGUUCACUUGUCAGGUGAUAGAAAACCAAUUGCUAGUAAAUGUGCCAGAAUAAUUUUUCUCUACUUCCAGAACAGUUAGUCUUCAGUCUACUCAUUACUGUCUUUUUAUAGUAUUUUUAUGUAAUAAAACCUAUUAAGACUACCAUACAAAUCUCUUUACUUAUGCUUUUAUCUUUUAACUGAUCAAUUUUUAUAUUGCUGACAUCCCUUCUUCACCAUUUGCUCAUUUAAAAAUUCAUAGUAUGUGAGAUAUGUCUCUGGAGAAAAUGUCUAUAAAAUUUGUUACAGCUGGCAAAUGUGUAUGAGUCAGUGAUAGCACAUGACUAAAAGCUUCACAGAAAAUAAAAUUUGUUUCUGUAGUAAGCAGAACUGUUUAAAUGUUAUUUAUUUUUAUGUUUCAAAGAAAAUAUAUUGUGAAGUGCUGCAUUGAUUUAAUACGCAACAAUGUCUGUGUACACGCUGUAGAAGGAAAAUUUAUGAAACCUUUGCACAACUCCUUUAAUUGAAUUUUCCAAAUCUCUCACCACACACAAAUAAUCAAUAUCUUCUGCAGAGAAAACCAGUCAGAAUUAUUACAGUCUUUCUUUUCAAUUUUGUUGUCAUCAGCACAUACAGAGCACCUGGAUAUUUGUAAUGCCUGAUAGCAAGUUAUUUACACCUCCUUAACACAUAAUUGCUAUUCAGUGAGUUCGAAUCUAGAGUUCUAAAAUUUUUACUGAUUGCUUAAAAGAUAAAAAUUACCGUAUUUCUAGUCAAGUAUUAAAAAAAUUUAAAUCAUGGAAGAAAUUAUUUAAAAGGCUUUGAAAAGUAAUAAACCAGUUUGUUUUUUCUGAAGUCCUAGACAAAUCUCAAGUAAGCAUUUUCAAACAGUGAUGAACAGUGUAAAACAAGAACAUUACCAUUAUUAAUAGGAAAGGCAUGACCCACAUAGAGCACACGUGACAGCUAAAUCCUUUCACAGAACUGAGCGCUACGGUUGUACAUUAAUGUAUAUUUGUGUCACCAAAAUUAAUAGCUCCAUUUUUUAAUCUCCAGGUAAACCCAGAAUGUUAAAACAUAAGGGAGACUUUUUGUUAUUUCUCCUAAAACUCAUCAUGUCUAAACUUCAAACCUCAGUGCUUUUAAAAUUGAAGCAUCUAUUUGAAAAAAGAUAUUGUUUAAUGUUAAGAUAUAAUAGAAAAAAUAAAAGGGUAGUAGCCUUCUGGGAGUAAAAUUAUUUAGCUGAUAUGAUGAAUACUUUUUCAAGACUGAGUGGGGAAAGAACAAUUUAUUUUUAAGUUUAAAAAAUACUUCAGUGGGUGGUUAGAAUGAAAGGCUGUAUCAAGCUAUUUUAUAGUCUUAGAACAGGAGAAGUUUGAAAUUUGUCCUGUAGUCUAAGAAUUUGAUGUUUUUAAAAUCCUAUAACCAAGAUGAAUUUUACAAUGUAAGGGCACAGCAAGUUAACUAAGGAAAACAGAACAUUAUACUUUGUACUUUGUUUAAGGCCAGAGCUAGAAAUUCUGAAAUAUUUUCUAUUACAAACAGCUGAAACAGUCAACUUUUUUAAACAAUGUGAAGUUUAGAUGGUUACAUUUCCAUUUAAAAUAUGCAUACUACAACCUACACAAUUAUUCUCAAAACAGAUAAAAUAUGUUUUGGACUGAAGCUAAAUGUCUAGAUUUCAUUUCUUGGCAACCAUUCUACAAUUUGCUUACAUUCUUUUCAAAAAUAUUUUGUUUACUGGAAGUACCAGUCACAGAUGAACAAUGAUGGUAUUUUUUAAUAUCUCUGGAAGAAAUGAAAGAACUGAGCACUGUAUAAUGCUAUCUAUUGACUAAGGAUAUUUGUAUGAAGUUGUUUUAAGUAGAGGCUGAUUAUGUAAAGCAAAUAAAUUUCAUGCCUUACCAUGUGAUGAUAAUGUGACAUUCCAUCUGUAUCAACCCAAUGAAUGGUCUUAUGUUUUAAAUCUUCAGCAUAACAAAUUAAAAAUAAUUAUGAAAAUUCACAUCCAAAUCUAACAAUAAAAGAACCUUUCAUUUUAUUAUUUUCCUAAUGGUCAUAAAGCCAAUAUUAUUAAGGAAGGUGAAGUUAGGCUUACUUCCUAAGUAACUGAAGAAAGAAAGAAGCUUUCUUUAAGAAAUUUGUAUUUACUGAGGAGACCAUCUCUUUUUCAUACACUCUAUCAAGGCAUUCCUUGAUUUAGAAGGUCCAGUUUUUCUGAAAACUAUGAAAAUCUCAAUUAUACCUUUUCACAGUAUUGUACGUUUUAAAUUUCCUUUCAAUAAGUGAUAUAUAGCCUUCAGAGUGUGUCAGAUGUUUACUUAUUUGAAACACUGGAGUGUUAUUUUUACAAUUAUAAUCCUCUUCCUGUAAUAAAGACUGCAACUGAUGUUAAACAAAAGGAACUAGCACUGAAAUGAAAAAACAAACAAUAGAUUGAAAAGACCAAUUUGAAGGGGUGAUGACAGCAUAAAUACUGGAAUUUUCCUGGUAUUGCCUAUUUUAUAAGAAUCCGAAGGACAUUGUUUUGGUAGUCAAACAAGUAACCUGUUUAGUCUCAUUUUCAUAAUUACCUAUUAAAUGGGACAAAUUCAAUACUCAUUAUAGGGCUAAUUUUUAUUUUAUAUACUUUCUAGUUAUAUAAUUUCUAAAUCUUGAGGAUUCCAAAAACAUUCUUAAUUUAAACAAUUCUGCAUAAUAGCACAGUAAAAGAAAAGUACAGCUACAAAAAAAGUCUCUAUAAAGAGCUGAAGGCUAGAUACCAAAAUAAGGAACAUAUAAAACAAAUAAGUUUGAGAUGUUAGAAAAAUUAGCAAAAGAUCUGUUAAAAUAAAUAUAUGAACAGAAGGGGGUGAAAGCUGUUAGCUUAGUUAAAAAAAAAUUAUGUACCAUAUUUUUAUGCAAAUAACGUGCAUGUUAAAUGUUUUUUUGCCAACCGUGCCCUUACAUGUUGCUGUAAAAAAAUUAGCAUAGCAUGCUUAAGAAAAUACCUCAAGGGGCAAGAGCAUGGUUGGAAAAAAAAAGAAUAACCUGCAUGUUAUUUGCAUAAAAUACAGUAUAUAGCUCAAACUCAAAUUACAAAUAAGCUUCAAUCUGUUUUUCAGGUAAUAUUAAUUUUCAAAAUUUAAUUUAAAAAGCCAAUGAAGAUUUUAAUACCUCAAGGAAUACAAAAAGCUAAUGGUAGCUCUUGCUGAGAAACAAACUGAAGGUGACAUAUAUACAUAUAAUAUGCAUUAUAUAAAUGCUAUAUAUUAUAUCCUCAUAUCGGAAUCAACUCGAGGGCAGUGGGUUUGGAUUUUUUUGGUUUUUAUAUAUUAUAUAUAUUUUAACUCAGUUUUCAUUUAAAUACAACAAAUAAUCAAUGGUUAUUAGAAAUUUUAAAACAUGAUUUAGUGAUACAAUCUCCUCUAUGCAUGAAACAAUUUAAAUCUUCCAAACUUGGUAGUGAGAAAGUUUUAAUGCCUAAAACACUAUAAAAUAGUUUUAAGGUUGAUUGUGCAUAAACAAAGAAAGAAUUGGUGUAUAGUAGAUAACUUUAAAAAAGAUGACAAAUUGUCCUCUGGAAGAAAAAAAUUCUUAAUGUUUUAACAGGUUAUAGUUUUAAUAAAUGUUUGGGGGAAUGAAAUAAUACUUUUAGAAUUUUUUUACAUUAAUUAUUAGCAGUGAUAAUUCACUUACUGGUUUUAUAACUUUUACCUUUCUCAUUUCCCAAGACUGUUGGCAAAUGCCAACUACGUGAAGCCUAAUUUUAAUUAGUUUUAGGAAAUUAGAGAUUUUAAAAACUAUACUAUUGGCAUAGAAUAUAUAGAAGAAAUAUUUCUUCUAGUUAGAAAAUAAUAAACAUUCCAAUUUCCCAUUAUGAUCCUCUAAGGCUUGUCAAGUUAGGAGAAGCUUAAACCACUGAAACCCAGUUACACAUUCUAAUCAAGUUAUACAGUUAAAGUAGGAAAGAAGAGCUUCCAAGCCUUCUUCAAGAAGGAGCUCCUGUCAUGUUCUUAAAUUCUUGGGAUCACAGGGGACAUUAGCUGCUCAACUGAAAGGCUCAGGAAGUCUUCUCCACAUGAGCUGUGGAGAAGGAGUCUUGCCAGGCAGCUGUCCCACCCAUGACCUGGUUUGCCUUUGUAACUGACCAGCUGGGAAUCCCAGCACUUUCACUGAGAACUCAUCACUGGCUUAUUAAAGGUUCUAAACCCAGUCUAACAUACUAGAUAGGGUGAGCCAGUUUCAGCUGUCUCAUGCUUGAAUCUGAAAGUUGGGAUAACUACAUGAUUUCAUUUGCUUCAGGAAGAAGCAACACAGAAUAGUGAAAAAACCAUAGUUUUUGAGGUCCGACAGGCCUUUAGCUGGAAUCCCUGAUCUGUUAAGUAGCAGUGUCUUUGGGAAAGUUACUUAACGUUUUUUGUGUCUUUGUUUCCUUGUCUGAUAACAGCUAUCUUGCAGGGUUGCUGUAAAGAUCUAAUGAUGCUAGUAUCAAGAACAUAAUUAUUGGUACUCAAUAAACAAGGGGUACUCAAUAAAUGGUAGACUAAAAUAUGGCUACCCGUUUCAAGACCUAACUCCAUUUGCAGAGAGUGUUAAAUGGUAUCCAUGCCAAUAGUAUUAAAAUGAUCACUCUUAAGUUAGUCCAAAGGUUUUAAUAUUUUAUAGUGCAUGAUUAUUUUGUUUACUGAGCUGUGGAGAGAUUCAGAUAUAUGUCCUAUGGGAACUUAAAAAUGAAAAUGAGAACAUGUAUUUCUAUUAUUUGGAUGUCAAAAGGAAAUCUCCUGAAUGGCUGCUAGACUCCUUUUCUAACUAAAAAUCAAAAGAAUAAAAUAAAUUUACUAAAGACAACCUGAUAUCCAUAAUUAAGAGAUGAAUGUUUUUUUAACAAUAUAGGAAACAAACAAAAAAACUGUUAGUUUCCCAUCCUAAGAAAUGCUCUGAAGCAUAAGAGUUCACAGUAAGUCAGAUGUUACUCAUGUGCCUCCUUCAGCACACUGGUUACAAAAUACCUUUUUUAAUUCUUUGUGUAUUCUUCUAAUGCACCCUUAAAAACUGCAGUAUAUUAAGGCACUGUUGCCCCAAUUUGUCUGUAUUCUCAAAAAAGAAUUUUUAAUAAAAAGAUGAAAUUUAAAUCAUAAACUGAAUACUAUAUAUAUAUUAAGGGACAUUAAAAAAGCCCACUCAUCAGGGAAGUUGGUCUCAUCAGACUUGCUCUUCUGCUAAAUGUAAUAUAAAAAGAAAACAAACAAACAAACAAAACCAAGCCCACUGCUGUCAAAUUGAUUCUGACUCAUAGCGACCCUAUAUACCAUUUUUCAAAUAAGAUUCAUGGUCUUUUAAAAGAAUACACUAAAAAGGAAUCAUGACGGUUAGUUUGAUAGGGUCUCUUUAUGUAAUAAAACGAUUCUUUACCUUUCUU